Ramularia collo-cygni is the source of this 1149-nucleotide messenger RNA. RefSeq lists its product as uncharacterized. The transcript has 3 exons. Bases 1 to 1149 code for a protein of 382 amino acids. Lineage: Eukaryota; Fungi; Ascomycota; Dothideomycetes; Mycosphaerellales; Mycosphaerellaceae. The record is from RefSeq and is a predicted model, not a curated record.
AUGGCAUCAAGCAAUCACGCCCUCGUCAUCGGUGCAUCGGGCCUUAUCGGUUGGGCUGUGGUCGAGCAAUUGCUCCAGCAUCCAGCAUUCGGCCAUGUUACAGCCCUCGUGAACAGGCCGCUAUCGAUACAAGAUUCGUUCUGGCCCUCACACGCUACUGGAUAUCCGACGCUUUCACUGGUAUCUGGUGUGAAUCUGCUCUGCUCUGACGCCGAGUUUCUAAGCCUUCUGCAAGAGAAGGUCACCAACGGAGACACCAUAAGCCACGUCUUUUAUUUCGCCUUCAAAGAGGACCCGAACGAUGAGACAGAAGCGCGCCUAAACGUCAGCAUGAUGCGUCGAGUUGUGCGAGGCGUAAACAGCAUCUCUUCGAAGCUUCAGGCCUUCGUAUAUCCAGGCGGCACUCGAGGGUACGGUAUUUAUCUUCCAGGUGGCAUCUUCAGCGCACCACUCUCUGAAGAGAUGGCAGAUAACCUACCAGAAUCRUACAAGAAGACAGUUGCAUAUCCCUAUUAUCGAGCGUUACUUACCGAAGAGAGCCAGAACUCAAGUUGGACCUGGUGUGAGCUCUGCCCUGAUGCCAUCAUUGGAUUCACUCCCAACGGCAGUGGCUUCUCUCUGGCAGGACACUGGGCGGUAUAUCUCUACGCAUACAAGCUUGUCUACGGUGAAGGAGCAAACGUUCCAUUUCCCGGUGUAGCUGCGGGCUACGACUCAUUGUACACGGAGACUUCGGCCAAAACGUUGGCGAAGGUAGCAAUUUUCGCCUCGCUCCAUCCCGAGGAUUUUCGAGAGAGAAUCUUCAACGUGGCAGACAACGCCCAGCCUGGGUCGAUGCGAGAGCGCUGGCCACAAAUUGCGAGCUGGUUCGGCUUGAAGGGUGUACCGCCGCCCGAGAACGCGAGCGCAUCUGAUAUGAAGCCAAGCGAGUUCAUCAAGCAACAUCGGGAGAAGCUAGAUGCUCAGGGCGUGAAGGGGGUCGAAAUCUGGAACUCAAAGCAGCUGGAUUCCUAUGGAUACUGGUUGACGUUCGAUCGCCACUUGUGUCUCGAUCGAUUAAGGGCGGCAGGUUUCCAUGAGGAGAGCAGACCAGAAGARGGCUGGUGGGAAACAUUCGAAAUGUUCAAGAAGGCGGGCAUGAUCCGUUGA